Messenger RNA from Chelonus insularis, 1265 nucleotides. RefSeq names its product phytanoyl-CoA dioxygenase, peroxisomal-like. Gene Ontology annotation, biological process: fatty acid alpha-oxidation. Gene Ontology annotation, molecular function: phytanoyl-CoA dioxygenase activity. NCBI's taxonomy places the organism in Eukaryota, Metazoa, Arthropoda, Insecta, Hymenoptera, Braconidae. The transcript is spliced from 6 exons. Bases 234 to 1118 code for a protein of 294 amino acids. The record is from RefSeq and is a predicted model, not a curated record.
UGAGAGUGGUGGUAGACAGAGUAAUAAAGCACCCGUCCAGGAUGCAGCUAAUCCCAGAAUAACUCUUCUUGGUGAAACCACUGCGGUGUAGUGAAGAGGUGCAGCUAUUGCAUAAUAUCUGUAAAAGAAAAUUUUCAGUUAAUUCUCUUUGGUUUAUACUUGAUUACCUGUCACCAUUAAGUCCAGUCACUGUCCACAGAGCAACAGGGUGCAAAAAUAAAACGCAAAUCAAGAUGUCUUCCAUCAGUGACAACCUGUUUUAUACUCGAGAUAUAGGACGAUUGACAUUAGAUCAACGUUUAUUUUAUGAGAAAAAUGGAUACAUAGUAAUUCCUCAACUAGUCUUCCCGGAAAUAUUAAGGAAAUGCAGUCAGAGAUUUGACGAUAUUGCUUCUGGUAGAGUGGAUAAAGGGCACAUAACUGUAAUGAAAGAUAUUACUGAUAAGAAAUCCGUAAAUAAAGUUCAAGACCUCAAUUUCGACCAAGUAUUUCGCCAAUACAUUGAAUAUAAGAAAAUUUUAGAUAUUGUCGAAACUUUUACUGGACCUAACAUUAUUGCUGCUCACACAAUGUUAAUUGCUAAACCUCCUGAUGCAGGUUCCAGAAGUAGUAGACAUCCACCUCAUCAAGAUUUGUAUUAUUUUCCUUUUCGACCAGCAAAUCGAAUAGUUGCUGCUUGGACAGCAAUUGAACGGUGUGAUACUGAAAAUGGAUGUCUUUUCGUUUCACCUGGAUCACAUACUAUUAAUAAAUUGCUUCCUCAUACUUAUCCUCGAGAUUCAGAUGCAAAUAAUAAAUUUUACCAUGGAAUUCAAGAACUCCCCGAUUCAACCAAAUGGAUUGAUUUAGAAAUGGAACCGGGAGAUACGGCAUUUUUUCAUCCUCUAUUAAUUCACGGCUCCGGAGUUAAUAGAUCGAAUCGUACAAGAAAAGCUAUAUCUUGUCAUUAUGCAGCUGCAGAGUGUCAUUACAUUGAUGUUACCGGAACAGUGCAAGAAGAUCUUAAAAACGAAAUCCUUGAAAUGGUUAGCAAGAAAUAUCCAGGACUAGAUGUUGAUUAUACAACAAUCUGGCGUUUUAAGUCUUCCAUUGUUCGGGGAAUCCGAUCAAUUUUGUAAAUUUACUUUUAUUCCAUUGAUAUUAAUUAUUAAUAUAAUGACAGUCUCAACUUCAUUUAUUCGUAGUAACAAAAAUGAAGUUUUAUAAAAAUUUGUAUCAUGCGAAAAUGUAACAAUACAAAAAUUAAAGUAAAAAAAAUUUACAAU